This is a messenger RNA of Uncinocarpus reesii 1704, 831 nucleotides long. RefSeq lists its product as uncharacterized. NCBI's taxonomy places the organism in Eukaryota, Fungi, Ascomycota, Eurotiomycetes, Onygenales, Onygenaceae. The transcript has 2 exons. The coding region runs from base 1 to 831 and encodes 276 amino acids. The record is from RefSeq and is a predicted model, not a curated record.
AUGGCGUCGCAUCUAGUAGAGCGGAAUGCCCUCAAAGACGCAAGAUUUUGCACACCAACCAUGAUCAAAGUUGCGUCGCUGCUGAACAGUGUUGAUAUCCCGAACAUCCUGUGGUGGAAUAGCGUGAUCGACAUCUAUGGCAUUCCAACAGGAGAUAUCGAAAUGAGCUUCGUGGUUGACCGCUCACACCUCCAAAGAGCCACCGAGACCCUGAUCCACGCUGGUCUGGUGCCUUGCGCUGCUAGCAACUGCCAUCACAGAGCGCCCGUGACAGAAGACGGACGGACUUUCUGCAAUCCCGCCGUCCAUUUCCACAUUUCUUUCCUGGGGGACGAAAUCAACAUGUGGCCGUCCAUCCAGCUGCACAUCAAAGACGAGCGCUUGUGGGCCUUGCCCCUGGAGAACGACACCACCACCUUCUCAGACUCGGAGAACAUCAUCUUCGCAGAUGACGCACGGCUCCCGCCAAACAACCAGCAUCCCAUCUUGGGCAACGAGACGAGCAGAGGUAAAUGUCGACAUCAUCCCGGUACGCCGGUCAGAAUCCCCACCCCGGAGCGAUACGCGGAGGCGCUGCUGUUACUGGCGAUCCGCGACCGCGGGUUUAGUGCCGCGACCAGCUGGUUAUCCCAGUUCAACUACCUGCUGGAGUGUGAUCUUAUUGAUCCCGACAAGGUCAAUGAGCCCACAAGGCAGUUUAUGGUAUUCCCGCCCCCGGUCUCUACAAUUGACAGCCUUGACAAGGCACAGGCGGUGCUAGGGGACCUGGCUAUGCAGGGGGUCGCACAUGCUGAAUGGGCAAAAGGUAGACGUCCUAAAAGGUAUAGAUAG